AUGGAUCAGCACAUCUACGUGACAAACGCGGCGUAUUGUAUCAGUGCUACGUUCAUCAAGCUUGCCAUCUUGUUUCAGUUUCUCCGCCUCUUUGCCGAGACUGCAGCUUCAACAUCCACUGCCCAGUACCGUCUCGCUCGUCGGGUCACGGUCGGCCUUAUUACUAUCAGUUCACUCUGGGGCUUUGCUUUCUCUAUGCUCGCCCUGUUUCCAUGUCAACCAAUCAAUAAGGAGUGGCAUCCGCGAAAGCCAGGAAAGUGCAUCGGCUGGGGCAGCAAAGAUCCGGACAUGUUCUUCCCUAUGUUUGCAGGUCAUUCUGCUAGCAACAUGGUUCUAGACAUGUUCGUGCUACUCUUGCCGAUACCGUUUCUGGGAAUGCUGAGGCUUGCUGGAAAGAGUAGAGCAGGUCUUAUCACCCUCUUCUCUCUGGGAUUAAUCGUAUGCGCUUUAUCCGUCGGCCGAUUGAUCUCACUUUCUGUCAACCGCGCCGGCACGAUUCCCAUCAUCGACAUGCCCUAUCACACGCCGCUCAUCUACGUAUUCUCCGUCCUCGAAGUCAACGUCGCCAUCAUCGCCGCAUCCAUCCCCAUCUUCUGGCCCGUCAUCGCCAACAUGGCUACCAACAAAAUCUGGGUCGUCAACGAGAUCGAAUCCGGGGAGCCCAGUUUCUCAACCAAUGGCGAAAUAGACCUCGCGGAUCAGGGCCCAUGGACAAAGCUCGAAGACUCGAAGGACGACUACGGCAGCAAGGCCAACAGACUCAGUGUCAUCACAAAAACAUACGAACGCCCAGCUUCACGAACUCACCACGGUCAUAAACCGAGUACCGCCUCCUCCAACGGCAGAACCAUGGGUUUUGAAACCGGACCCCGCGCAUCACACGAGUCGACGCGCAAUUUGUGCCGCACGCCAACCACAGACCGCAACCUUAGUGUUACGCAGCAGAACUCGAAGGACUGGUUUGCAGAGAUGGACAGGCAGAACACGGCUGGGUCGACGACGACGGAUAUCCGCAAGACGGAUGUUACGCCUGAACAGAUUAGGAGGAUGGAGAGUAGGUAG
Molecule: messenger RNA, 1062 nt
Organism: Parastagonospora nodorum SN15
Lineage: Eukaryota; Fungi; Ascomycota; Dothideomycetes; Pleosporales; Phaeosphaeriaceae
Exons: 3
Coding region: 1-1062 (353 amino acids)
Source: RefSeq, a predicted model, not a curated record